Molecule: messenger RNA, 12953 nt
Organism: Monodelphis domestica (gray short-tailed opossum)
Lineage: Eukaryota; Metazoa; Chordata; Mammalia; Didelphimorphia; Didelphidae
Gene: CABS1
Product: calcium binding protein, spermatid associated 1
Biological process (GO): spermatogenesis
Cellular component (GO): mitochondrial inner membrane; motile cilium
Molecular function (GO): calcium ion binding
Source: RefSeq, a predicted model, not a curated record
UCACUUGUGUCGGGGAUGGCCCAGCCCCGGGAGGACGGCCGGGUGGGAAGCUCCCUGCCCGUGUCCAGGGUAAGCCCCAGGCUUUUUCGGUUACUCAGAACUCGCUCCUCCUUACCGGUCUCCGGCAGAAGACAGCCCUCUGCCCGAGCUUCCUAUGCGAGCGACUCGGGGCCACGCUCCAGGGCGGCAUUCGGCUCUCCGGCGGACUCUCGGGCAAUGGGUCUCCCCUUUCCAACCUCCAGAACAACUGGCCGCUCCCUGCCUGCGCCGGAAGGACCCAGCCGGUCUUGGUUCGUGCCGGGUGCUGAAAACUCUUCCUCAUCCUUCCGGAUUCUCUCAGGGCGGCCGAGGCCCGCCGCAGCUGAAAGGAACCAGGAGCAAGCCGCUGCCCCAAGCGGUGCUGCCGAAGCUACCAUAAGGCCACUAGCUCUUCCCUCGGCAUCCGGUCACGAGCCUCCUGACAAAGACGCCCGGGGCCCGAGCCCUCCGUCCAGGGGCCAAGAUCUCCUAGCCAGGGGCGGCACAGACGCCUCCCGGAGGCCCGGACACCCGCCUCCACGGGGCCAUCCCCCAUCCAUCCCAGACCCUGCAGAGUCGGUUACGGAGCCUGGUCCCGGCACGCCUGGCUCCUUUCCAGGGAAUGCCGACAACGAAGCUCCUGGACCGAAGCGCCACGAAGAGGGCGCAGGCGACUUCGCCGUACUCGGGGGAACCGAGGUCGCUGGUGCAGGAGGGAGCAGGGCAGCGGCCGAUGCUGCUCCCUGGGAGGAGAAAGCCGGUGCCGCGGCCCAGCGGGUUGCCGCUGAUUUCCCAGACCCCGAGGACCCGGAGAAUGACUCGUCCGAAGACUCUGCUCUGGCAGAUGGCAGCGACUUCCCGGACACUGGCCCUUCCGAGGAAGAAAGAGACGGAGCCAGCAUGGUUUUAGCCAGCCCUGCUUCCGGCGAGGGAGAAGCUGAGAUAGUAAUGGACGGCGCAGACCUCCUGGAGGAAGACGGCACAGCUUUCAUGCAGGCCCUGGAACUCCUGGAGGAAGGCGAUGUUAUUGUGCUUGAUGGCCCCGAGUGGGAGGAAGCCUAUCUCGUAGCUGCAGAUGAGCCUGCGGUCCCAAGGGCAGAUGGUACAGCCGAGGAGGACACCGGGAUCUUUGCCGAAGGAAUGCUCCCCGGGACUGAAGCCCCGAUUGGUGUCAGUGACGUUGCCAUGCCUAUGCAGGAUGCCAUUCCUUUCUCUACACUGAGGGAAAUCCCUGGAGAUGUUGCUGUUCUAACAAGGAGUGCCGACGCGGAAGAUGCUGCCACUUACCCCAUAGGCGAUGAUGCUAUGACAUUUUUUUCUAGAAUGCCUGUAAGAAAAUUCAGUAUCCCUGUCGCGAGCCAUACGGAGCAUUUAGCUUUUGCCAAAGCAGCUGAAAAUGUCCUGUCCACGGGAGAUAGGGUUACUUCUGAAAGAAAUGGUCUCGGACCUCCAAAGGAUUCUGGGCCCCCCAUUCAGCAAACUAUUCCCACUAAGUCUAAGUCUGAAAUAAUUUUUCCUGAAAAGAAAGCUAUUGCAACAGGAGUUGCCCGUACAGUUCUGAGGGGAAAUGUCCAGGCUCCUGAGGAAAAUGUCAUGGUCCACAAGGUCCAACGUUGGGGAGAUGACACAGCUUUUGAGAAUGAUAGCAUUCUUCCUGAAAUACAAACCAUCAUCCCUGCAAUGAGAACUCCAAGCUUGACAAAUGUGCUCACACCAGAUGUCCUGGUCUCCAGGGUGGGCACUGCAGACCCUCCAUUAAACAAUCCCAUUGCUACGUCCGCAGAAGAAGCUAACAUGAAAGGAUCUCAUGCUAUUAGCACCAUGGAAGAUGACGCCACGAUAGGUAAAGGACAAUGGAUCCCUUCUGGUAGAGUUACCCCCAGAAGUUCUACCAUUACCCCUACAGGAGACACUGAACCCACAGACGAUGCUCUCCUGAAGAUGCGGAAGACUUUUGCAGAGAGAGACCCUGCCCCUGACGAUGGUGUGACCAAAGCAGGCCCAGUAAUGAAGGCUGACAAAAUUACUCUGGCAGAAGAAAACAUCCCAAAUGAUACCAAGCUAAUAACCCUUGUUUUGGACGACAAUGACCGUAUAGCUGCAAAAGCUAACUCUUUUAUGGCUCAAGUCAACAGUGCUGAGCCCCUAGUCGACAGGACAAAACAUGCACCAAACCCAACUCAGUCUGAUCCUGAUGUAGCUACCUCCACAGCUCAGAUUUCACCCUCCAUGUCUGACGUGUCUGUUACGCCUUCAGGAAAAGCAUAUUCGACAGUCAGUGAUGACAGCGUUCCCUUUGUGAAAGAAACACCUGGAUCCGAAAUUAAGAGCCCUGUAGUCCUGUUCAGAGACAAUCCCACCUCCACCGAGAUGACAUCAAGAUCCACGGGCAGUGGCAGAACCCGCCAUCAGACGGAAGCCUCAACAGAAGACGCAGCUCCUGAGAACAAUUUGAAGCCAAAUGAAGAGUACUACCACGGUUCUGGAAAGGCCAUUGGACCAAAAGUCAUCCCAAACACUUUCAGCUUUGGAUCCAAUACGGAGGCCCUUAAUUCCGAUCAUUCUGACCCCGGGGGCUUUUAUGUUUUCCCAAAACAGUAUGGCACCACCUUUUCCCCUUUAGGAGGCAUAGCUACAACCACUGAGGGCUCGCAUUCAUCUUUAACUCAGGAUUUAGAUACUAAGGUGGAUCCCACACCUUUGCUGUAUGAAAUGGCUGCUAGUGAUCUCAAUGUACCUUUAACAUCCAGCAUGAUGGACUUGAAGCCAAUGGCUAUUAGAAACGUGGCUGGUGUCACCACUGAUGGAACUGAGGAAAUAAUCUUCAAGGACCAAAAAAUGGCAACUUUAAAUUCCAUGUCAGGACUUAGACGAGAGGAUUCUACUCUUCUCGAAAACACAAGUUUUGAUCCAGCCUCAAAACAGGAAACUAUCCACCUUGAUGACAAUAUUAAUGCUGCUGUCAUCAGCACCCCCUUCUGGCCCCAAAAGUCUUUGUCUAUGAUUACGGAUGUUGCAAUGAACUCAGUCAUAAAGCCUGAUAUUUUACGGGCAGAGAAUGCUCCUCCCAAAGAGACUGAGGGUCUAACUCUUGCAAUGAAUUACAUCAGUGAUACUGUGGGGGAUAAAGACAUUGCUCAGCCCAUGUUAUUAACAGCUAAUUCUCUGAUCCUUAAGCCUGAAGCUUUUUCUGCUAAAUCUCAGAUGUUGCAUGAAAAAGAAGACCCCCUCCCUCAUGGCACUGGCCAACUCUCAGAGCCUCCAGCUAAAAACUCAGCAAUGAUCAAAGGUGCUGCUAUCCAAGAAUGGCAAGGCACUGAAAAUGAUCCCAAUGUGCUUCCAUUAGAAACUGUUCCUUUUCCAGUUGCUCCCACCAUGUCAAUAAUUGAGCCCAUCAAUGAUGAACCUGACACAACUUUCAUUGUGAAUAAAGACCGCUCCACUCAGGUGGAUGUGUCUGAAUUUACGAAUGAUGAAAAAAACCCUAUCUUUGAGCCAAACAAAAGAAUAGCUGCUCCACUUGCUUCUAGAAAAAACCAUGCCACGGUUACCGAUAACACUAGAAAGGAAUCUGAAAAUUCUAAAAAUGGUGAAACCUUUAAACAUGAGGUGGUUCCCUAUAUAAACAGAGCUACUAAAAAUGAGAGAGCUAAUCUUCCCCAGGGAAAAGAGUACAUCACUAAUGAUGACACAAUUUUACGUAGUUCUCUUUCAAGUGAUGUCUCUGACGAUUUGGUUGCUCGGGAUUACCCCAUUUUUCCUAAAGCAGAUGGCAGCAGCCCCAUCCCAGACAUCUUUGCAAACCCACCUAACCUAAAUGCAGUUGAGGAUCAUGUAGGUUAUUCUGUACAUGAUGCCACAUCUUUACCUGAAACAAUUGCUCCUGUUUUAAAAGAAAUUAUUACUCUUGGACAAGAUAAUGUAGAUGUUGCUGAUACUACUUCCUUUCAACCUGAAAUUUCUUAUCUAGGGGGAAAAAGAAGUGUCUUCAAGGAUACUGGUCCUAAUUUUGUCUCUUCCUUCUCCCCAGUAUAUGUACUACCCUUAAUACCCAAUAGCAUUGACUCUGCUAUAAAUCCCACCAGCCUUGAAGAUGAAGCAAUUUCGGUUACAAGGGGUACUCCAUCCUUUUCUAAUAAUAAACUUUACCUUACAACCCAAGCAGCUCAUUUUAAAUCUCAAGAAGAUGAAGACACUAGCACUGUGGGGGAAAUAACCAAUUCACAGAAGGGCACUCACCCAGUGACUUCUGCCACUGACCCUGUCCCUGUUGGUUUCAUUGAUGAUGCCACCGAGUUUAUACCAAGCUCGAUUAAAACAUCUGCUGUGCCAUUUAUAAAAGUAGACAUUCCCAUGGAGGCUGAGAUGCCCAUUCUUUCAACUGAGAACAUCAAGCCCAAAGAUGGCCCUGCCAGCUUAAGUUUCAACACUUCUCCUUCCAUGGGAGACAAGGACAUACUGAUGACCACUAAUGCACCAAGGAUCCUUAAGUAUCAUUCUGUGCCUGGGAAAGCUCAAGGUCCUUUUCUUAUAAAAUCAGCAUGGCCAGAGACAAUCAGUAUCGUGCCGGUUAAUAGUCCUCUUAUUACUCCCGAAUGGCACACUGCUGAAGCACAAACCCUUCUACCAGCUGACUCUGCCUUGGGUAAGUUUCAAGUCAGCCAUGGUGCCCCCAGUCCAGCUAAUAUUAUGAUGCCAGGAGAUAGCACAGUGGAGAAUGGCACCUCUAAUCUUUUAUCUGAUGACACAACCACACUCUUGGACGGAAAUCUCCCUACAUCUGCUACUACCACCUCUAAAACUGAUAUCAGAAACAUAGGUGAUGUCAAUGAGUAUAAGAUGGAACCUUCUGUAGAGAAAGAUAAGACAACUGUAUCAAAAGACUUUCUUCCUAUAAAAGAGCACACAAUAGCAGAGGCAGAUGAUGUUACUCUAUCGCCAAUAUCUGUGACAAAGGAUGUAGACUGGAUGACGUCACUCCGUGACAACAGUAUCCUUAAGGACCAUGGCUCUGUUUCUGAAGGUUCCUGGAUGGCCCCCAAAGGAGAUGACACCCUGUCCCUUGCAGACAUGACUGCACUCACAUAUAGUCCAAGUGGAUUUGAAGCUCAUGCUACCAAUUCUCCAUCUAGGAUUAUUACUAUUCCAAGUGAUGCAGGCAUUAGUGAAAACCACCAAACCAUUUUUGUUGGAGAACAUGAUUCUGGCACUGAAGCUGACAAAACAAAUCUCCCAGAAGAUCCUGCCAACUGGAAGAAAGUGAAUCCUAGAACCACGGAGCAUUCUGUCUUUUCUGGAACUCCAAGUUUUACUCCAUCUCUAGAAAUGGUAGCUAAAGCUGCCAAUGAUGUGCACUUCCUUCCAGAAAUUCCUAAUCGAAGAGUGAAAAGUUACUCUUCUGUUCCAGAUGCUCUGCUCAAUAUGACAGAUACAAAGCCAUACGUUAUUAAUAGCACUGACUCCGACAGGAAAGACAAGUUGCUCCGAGCUAAGAACGAAGACACAGCAGCUAUUUCCAAUUCUGCCGAACUGCAAGCAGCUGCUGCAACUACAGCAGUUGAGCCCAGAACUCAAGUAGAUGAAGCCAGAAGUGCUGGGCCUGAACUGACACCCUCUCAGUUUGGGACAGAUCCUAUGACUCCCUUUGCCAACUCUGUCAUCGAUGGCCUUCCCUAUGAGAGAGAAAAAGUCCCAACUGAGCCCAUGGCAACAGGUGCCAUCACACAAGACACCAAAGCCACAUCCUCUGUGGUUGAUGGCACCAUCUUCCCUGAUAAAGACAGUAAUGCUGAAGGUGAUUUUAUCAUUCAUGGAGGAGACACUGCUCUGUCCACAGGAGAUACCCCUCUCCUGGUAUCUGAAACUCUCUCUCCAUUGCCAGAUGUCCCAGCCAUCUUUACAGAAGACUCCCUGCCUGAAGUUUCAAUGUUAGUAGCAUCUGAGGCAUCGGAACUUGCGGUGGAAAACGCUGAGACCAUAAAUGAAACUGCUGACCCCAGAGGGCAGAUCUUUGAAUAUCAGAAGAACCACUGGGCCCGCUCACCAGAGUCUAUAUUUUUUAUAGCUGAUUCCCCAACUUUUGGGUUCUCUCCCACCAAUUCUGAACAUUCUCCGCCUGCGACAGUGUCUGCUAUCUCUAUGCCUGUGAAAGAGGUUCCAGCUAGCAUCUAUGGCCCAAGAGACAACUCUGAACGGGUAGUCCAUGAAACCAUGCCUACAGAAGAGUCUUCUCACCCAGGUGUAGCCAGGAUAGCAGAGGAAGAGACUGCGAUUCCAACUGAAGGAAACCCUCCAUAUGGUAAUGCCUUUGUGUCAGGCAAUCACGUCACUAGAACUCAGACGAGUGCCACAAAUUCUCUUCUUAUUCCUGCUGAUAUAAAAAUGGCAGUGGAGAGAGAGAGUGCUGCCACCGCCCUCAAGAGAGAAGGGGCUGACAUUGACUCGAACGACCCUAAGAACCCAACUGACAAGGCGAAUUCUAAAACCGGGACCACCAGAACCCUGAUGAAAGCAAUCCCUGGUGACAGAGAAAUGGCUUAUGUGAGGGCAAAACGCGGAGACGCUGAAGAGGGACCCUUCCUACCUGUCAGCAGGGACUCGGAAGACAUAAAGAAUCAUGACCCCGACACUGGCUAUGUCCUUCCCUGGGGAGGCACAGACCCUUUUACCAUGGAUAGUCCCAGGGUCAUCAGCACCACGCCCAGGCAUGAAACACCUGCCUCUUCCAAGGGUGCCACAAGAUCUAUGGCUCAUACGUUAGGAGCCUCCAACACAGCCAUUGCUACUAGUAUCAAAAGCCAAGCAGAAGAGCAUGGAACAGCAGUUACGGAAAUAGCCAACCCCCAAAACAACAUGCUUUCAGUGACUUCCACCAGAAUUCCAGCAGCUGAGAGCAUUUCCUCUGUGGAAGAUGGUACAGAAAUUCUCACAGACUGGACAAGAGUAGGCACUGUCCCCGAUGCAGCCAGGGCCUUUUCUCUUAACACUGAAUAUACUGAAGCCGGAGACAACCAGGCCAUUUCUGAAGGGAACCCUUCUCUGCCCACAAGAUAUGGUAGUCAACCAUCAAAUAUUCAUCUACCCCCCCUGAUAUCAGAUAAACUUCACACAGUUCACCAUGCAAAAGAGGCCUCAGUAGGUGAUGUCAUUAGAAUACCCCCCAAAAGGAGGAAGAUAACAGCUGCAAAUCCAUCUUCUACCAACAACCCCAAUAGCCCAACCGCCUCCACUGAAGCAGUCACCAUCACCUUUCCAAAUACUGACACUAGAGUUCAGGCCUUUGGGCCCAAAUAUGAACUGCUUAGAGAGGAAGACACAAGAUUUGAACCUAAACUAACUCAUCAUCCCAGGGUGGAAGGUGAUGAAAGCACCCUAGAGGUAGUGGAUAUUAACCCCUCUCUCUCACGUGAUGCCAUCCUCCAAAGUGACAAUCUUGCACCUCAAGAUUAUCUGAUUGAUUCUGAAGAAGACUCAAACUUUGCACCUCAACCAAAUGGAUUUCUGGCUCAACAGGGAUAUUCCUGGGCUGAGGGAACAAACUCUCUACCUGAAACAGCUGCUUCUGAGUUUGAAGAAACUGUGAUUUUAGAAAAGGAUGGUCUGGCUGACUCUGAUACUGCCUUCCUUCUUCCUGAUAUUUCUUACCCAGAGAGGAAAAGAAAUGCCCUGGAGGAUGAUCACAACGCUCCAAAGAGAGCCAAGACCCUCAUGGCAACCAGCAGGGACCCUGUAUUGGCUUCUACCAGAAAAGAAACUUUUGCCUUAAAAGAGAGAGACUCUUUUGAUGUCCAAAUUUCCCGUGGAGAAGAUUUCAGUGAAGUUUCUGGGACUGAGAGAAACAAGAUGCAAGAAGCAGCUCCUGCUCCUGUCACUUUCUUCACCACUCUUGAAGCUGCUGGCUCCAAUGAGGGUGCAAACACUGAACCUUCAAUUAGAGUGACAGCUACAAGGGACUUUCUGCCUACAAAGAGAAGCACACCAACUGUAUCCAAGACCACUGAUCUUCAUGCUAGAUACAUUAACCCUGAAAAUGACUCCCCUGUUUCCGGGGCAGAUUCCACUCUUGCGUCCAUAGGUGAUACCGCUUUGCUAACAGAUGUUCCUUUAAUCCUUAACUCUGAUUCCAUUGUUGGUAGUACCGAAGAAACUCUCCCUUUGAAGAAAACCUUAUUGGAUGAUGCCAAUAGAACUUUGUUAGAGGCAUCAGGGCCUGCCAUUUCUACCCACUCUUCUGCCAGACAAUUCCCAUACAUCUAUGGGACCAAUCCUUCUAGUUAUCAGCUUGCCAAAGAGGAAUCUGCCUCUAAGGAGUAUAAUGAAAUUCUCUUUGUAGAGAAAGAUAGCUCAGCAGAGGGAGAUGUUGUCUCUCUGGCAGAAGAAAAUACGUCCAAUAAGGAUCUGAUGACCCUUGUCCAGGACAACAAUGCCUCUGCCUAUGUCACUGAGGGUUACACCAUUGCCCCUGCAAGCCCCAUUAUAAAAAUGCCUAUAGUCACAAAUGUGCCAUCUGAACUGGGGACUUAUGCAUCCUACAACAAGGCUGACAGUCUGUACUUCUCAUCUAAAAUAAUUCCUGCCAAUCCUACACAAACAAACUCCACAGAAAGCAGCCAAACCAUUACUCUUGAGUAUGAACCACCUGACUCUGAGAUUCAUACCGCCAUAUUGAAAUCUGUGGCUCCUGGGACAAUGGCUUAUUCCAGCCCUGGAAGUAAGAAAAUGUCUUCAGAUUUUCAAAAAACGACCACUGUGGAGCAAGUCAAUAAAGUUGUAGAUGAUGCCACCACCUUUUUGCUAGAGACAUCUAACCCAAGUGAGAAAAGAACUGAUUUUGCAAUGGUUCUAGACCCAAACACUGGGUUCCCUAUGGAAGAGAGUAGGGUUUUCACAAUGGACAACUUUGGCUCUGCUGGGGAACCUGCCCCCAUCAAAAAUAAAGAUGUUUUUGACAUGAAGAAUAUCGCAACUGAUGUGUUUACUCCAGAAAGAAACCCCAAGGUCACGGUAGCUGAAGCUCAAUAUGUCAAAAAUAACUUCAAACCUGAUAGAAAGGGAACAUCCACUUCCCAGGCUGGCAGUCUUCCCUCAGCUCUGCUCAUGUCCCCUGAAGCUGACAGGAUGCCCAUGGAUACAAACAUGGAAAUGGUAACUGAUGUGGUCACCGCAGCAAACACGGCUGCUGCAGAGGACAUCACUUCCACUGGUGCCCUUCCUGUUCAAGAUGGUGAUUCUCCCAUUCCUAGAGCAGAUGUCACCAUGUCCCUAGGCAACAAGCCCUUACUGACUCACGAAAAUCCCAGCUUGACUCUUGAUGCCAAGGCCAACAGUGCCACAGCUUCUCUACAGGGAAGAAAUGAGGCCGUGCUGGAUGACUUAGUUAUACCCUCAGAGGCAACAGAGACAGCAGUUGAACAAAAGGAAACUUCUAUAGAGGACGACACAAACGGUGAACAUGAAAUAACCCGCUUUACUAACAAGGCCAGUCCUAUAGUGUCGGAAGACAAUGUAAUUCAGGCAGAAGAAAACCUUUCAAACGAUACCGGCCUCAGAGGAAGGGAUAAAUCUAAUUCUGAGGAGAAUUAUAUUCUUGAAGCAAAUGUAUCUGACCUUAACAGAGUUGUGAAUUCUUGCCUGAAGGACAAAAAUGGACUUGAACCCAUAGCUUGCAGUAAUCCCAUUACCUUCAAGGAGAAAAAUGCCGAGGAUGAAUUUUAUGCUAAGAAUCUUCUAGUUGACAAAGUCCAAGUUCCUAUGGAGACCAUCACUAUGAAUGAUGUCAUCACUAAUGGAACUAAAACAACUCAGGAAGUCCCAACUGUUGAAAAGGGUAGCAGGGCUGGAGUUAAGAUGACUUCCUUUGAGUCUAACAUGCCUCACUCAGAGACAACAGCAGACACCCUCAAGGGUGAUAAAUACAUUGCUUCCGAUUGGGAUUCCACCUUCGCCACAACCGAUCCAAGCAGCCUCAGGACUGAGAGCACUAGGCUGUCGGAGAAUAUCGCCUCCCCUGAAAACCAGGAAACAUCCAUCCCAAGAGACACCGGAUUGUCUACUUAUAAUACUGUUGGGCCCAGAGCAGACUCUAUAAUCACUGCAACUAAUGCCACAUCAGAAGAAAAGGAGGAAAAUGGGGCGGCAGAAAAGGCCAAUUUGGAAAAUGAUGUUACUCUGACAUCCUCCUUCAUUAACCCUAAAGGGGCGGACAUUUCCUAUAAAAUUGAAGUCAUCGAUCCAGUCACAAACGCAGAUAUAUUGGACGCCAUCAUAUCUGAAAAAGAAACCACUACAUCUAUGUUUUCAGCCUCUACCCUUUACACGGGACACAUUACAUCUGAAGAUGCCUCCACCGCUCCUGUGUCCCUAGGUGAUCCCACUUUACUAACAGAUGCCAUUGCUGGUAGGACCCACGAAAAUCUCCCUUUGGAGGAAAUCUCACUGGAUGAUGCCAAUAGAACUGUGUUAGAGGCAUCAGGGCCUGCUGUUUCUAAAAAGCUUCUAGCUGUUCUUGAAGUUCCUACCCCAGAAUGGAAUGUCAAACAUGCUCAAAAUGAACUUCAGGCCUUCCAGCUGGAAUCUAUACUUCCUCCCGCUGACUCUAUUCUCUUGUCCAGGAACCCUGCCUAUACUGCCCCUGAUGUGCUUGCUGCAGUAAAAGCAGCCCCAGCCACUGAGUCAGCCUCCUCUGGUGAAAAGUACCCAGCUCUUAAGAGAGCUAUCUCUGCAGCUGCUACCAUUAAUUUGAGGGAAGACAAUGACUUCAUGAUUAGAGCCACUAGCUAUGACACUGAUAAUCCUUUAGGGGAGAUUGCAUCUGAUGAGCAAGAAGUAGUAUUUCAAAGAGAUGAAGAGGAUGCCACGACAGAAGGGGACAGUGUUCUUCAGGAAGAAGAAAAUCCUCUAUAUACCAUCGAUUUUCCACCCUAUAUAACAAGUAGCAAUAUCCUAGAGGGCAACAAAUUAGCCUCUCAGGACUACUCUAUUUUUCCCAAGACAGAAGACACCGAUUCUACCUCUGAGGGAAGUAAAAUCACUGCUGACCUAUCCAAAUUGAUUUCUCAGCCAGCCAGUCCACAGAAGAGCCUACCCAUUACAACCUCCUUUUCUGUUCCUGGAGCAGACAUAAUUUCCUUUGGAAAUCAAGCCUCUAAAACUCAGUUUUACUCAGAUUUACCAGGUGACAUGCCUUCUAUGGAGCAGACUGGCCCAAUGAUGGCCAAAGUGCCGACGCUUACUUCUUUAAGCAACAGAUCUGGAGAUGGCUUUCCCAUCCCUGGAAAGGGGACUGCUAAGGAUACCACACUGUCUAUGAACACAAUCACCAUUCUUGGAGAUGAAAUCACUACUGUAAAAGCUCAAGAUUCCCUCCUGGCAAAAGACAGCUCUUUGGCUGAUCUGCAAAUGACAAAAUCCCAUUUUUUAAAUGCAGUGACCAAUCAUUCUGCUCCCAUGGAUCAUUUUGGCCUCCUGGAAGAGUCAAUGACUAAAACGACAAGUCACCUUCAUGAUCACCCAUUGGAUGCUUCCAGAGAGUCUACUGUCCCCAGUGCUGAUUCCACAGAUGCUGAACGUGACCCAUCUAUCACUCAAGAGGACAGCAACACUGAGAUGUCGUUCGAAAUCAUUGCUCCUUCACCUGGAAGCCCUUCCCUUGCCAAAAAGCUCCCUGUGACGAGUGUUGCUGCGCUGGGAGCUGAAGAUUUUUCACCUCCGAAAGUCUAUUCCCCAACUCCCACAACAGACAUUGCUAGAAACACGACAGACACAACCAUUUCCUCCACAGCCAAUAACACGACCCCUAAAAUACGAAUAGCUAUUACUUCCGAAGCAGGCCAUGUUACAACAACGGAAGACUCAAGUUCAGAGAGUGAUUUCAUUACCACUGCUGUCAACCUCAUGACCACUUUCGGCUACUUCAUCAGCUCUAUGGCAGACAAACUCACUCUUCUGAAGGAAAUACCUACAUCGGACUUUGUCAACGGGCUAUAUGGUAUUGAAACGUCUACCCAUGCGGCAGAAGGGAUCACCACCACGACUAGCCCCGCUAAGCUCUCUGCUGAUGGCAUUCCUCUCACUGAACAGGAAGACAUCCCCGACGUAUCGGAGGGCAUUCGCACCAGUUCCCACAAUGCUUUUGAGAUGAAUGAUGAGGAUGAAGAUGAGGAUGCCAUAGACUCAACAAAGGAAGUCUCUGAUUUUAUUGUGGAUGGCCUUGAAGGAGAGAAAAUUAUUGAGUUUGACGGAAGCAUCCUUUCAGAGGAAGAUGACCCCAAUGUCAUGGCUAACGUAAAUGGCUUUAUACAAAAUGAUGACAUCUUGGAAGAGAUAGACACACUCAGUGUGGCUGACUUGACUAACUCUGAGGAGGAAGACAUCACCAUAGGAGUUACUAACCCCGCAGAAGAUAGUGUUGAUGAUAAUAAUGAGCUUUGGAUCGAGGGAAAUCCUGAAGAUGAAUUGAAUGCCAUUGCCCUUGUUCUUGGUGCUUCUAAAUCCAGAGAUCACUCUGUUUCUGUUGGAUCAGAAGCCAAGAAUACUUGGGAAGAUAAGAACACUAUGAAAGCCUUCUUCACUCUACUAGUCGGUGGGCCAGCUGAAUCUGUGACCAAUGGCACAGAUUCCUUCCCUGGAAAUCCCAAUGCAGGAAGCCCCACAGACCCUAGAGAAGAUGCCACAACUGAAAUCAAUGUCACCAACCUAGAGGAAGAUGACUCUGAAGGCAGUAUAGAAUAACAUCACCAGCUAAAGAAAUAAGGUCUUAACAACUCCAUUGUGCCUGCUCCCCGUUAGCUACCUCCAGAAGAUUUUCUCUCUUCCUCACUGGCAAUUGAAAGACGAUGUAAUCUCAAGGAUGUGGAUUCUUUUUCCUCUUCUGUCCACAUGAUUUGAAGUGGGUCAAUCUUCUCAGUGAUUACUUCAAUAAAUAUUUUUGAACCCAA